AUGGACUCAGAGGGCGGAGACGAGGGCCUGGACCUCUUCCAAGAGCCGGCAGAUUUCUACCAGCCAGAGAAACAGGCGACGUCUGCUUCGCACCAGUUGCUCUCUGGCAAAGACCUCACUGUCCGAUUGGUGGGACACAACCCUUUGUGGGGUCACUUUCUUUGGAAUGCGGGACGAACCAUCUCCACAUUUCUUGAGGAACAUGCAGACGAACUCGUCAAAGGCCGAACGGUACUGGAGCUCGGUGCUGGAGCGGGACUGCCCAGCCUCGUCUGCGCCCUUAACGGUGCUGCUCAAACCGUCGUCACUGACUAUCCCGAUGCCGAGCUGAUUGAGAACCUACGCUACAACAUAGAACACUGCGAGCUGCUCCCUAAGCCACCCAAAAUCGUAGCUGAGGGUUAUCUAUGGGGUGCAUCUACCGAGGACCUAACAAAGCAUUUGGAUGGCGACAAUGGCUUUGAUGUUCUCAUACUGGCCGAUCUGCUUUUCAACCACUCGGAACACACAAAACUCAUCAAGACGGUGGAGCUGAUGAUGAAAAAGUCGCCCGCCUCUAGAACCUACGUCUUCUUUUCUCCCUAUCGCCCUUGGCUGUAUGAAAAGGACAUGGCAUUCUUUGAUCUAGCCAGAGAUGCGGAGUUCACCGUCACGAAGAUGUUUGAAAAGGUCAUGGAUAAGGUCAUGUUUGAAGAAGACCCGGGUGACGAGCUUCUUCGCCGCACUGUUUUCGCCUAUGAGAUGACUUGGGGCCUUUGAUUCAGCCCGAAUACCUCUCAGGACGAGUCUAGCGAAAAUCCACAGCCCGAAACAAUAUAUCCCAACAAUAUACCCAUGCAAACAUUAUAAGCACCAAACGUACCCUCUAUGGUAAAGUAAACGGGCAUGACGGACAUUUCAAAUCUGGUCGAGGUAGUUGAUGUUCUUGUGUCCGGGAGAUUUUGCAGAUUUUCUCUCCCCCGUCUUUCACGGGAACACUGCCUACUUACUUUCGGCUCAACACUCUUCACCGCACACAUCUUCACGCAGAGGUACGCGUGAAAAACGCCUAGCCAGUAUAAAAGAAAAUUU
Exserohilum turcica Et28A is the source of this 1071-nucleotide messenger RNA. RefSeq lists its product as uncharacterized. The coding region runs from base 1 to 759 and encodes 252 amino acids. Gene Ontology annotation, biological process: peptidyl-lysine dimethylation. Gene Ontology annotation, molecular function: protein-lysine N-methyltransferase activity. The transcript is spliced from 4 exons. Lineage: Eukaryota; Fungi; Ascomycota; Dothideomycetes; Pleosporales; Pleosporaceae. The record is from RefSeq and is a predicted model, not a curated record.